Messenger RNA from Acanthosepion pharaonis, 531 nucleotides. The record is from the annotation of a GenBank genome assembly. Lineage: Eukaryota; Metazoa; Mollusca; Cephalopoda; Sepiida; Sepiidae.
AUGGAUCUCUCACCCUGUGCUCCUGCUGUCCAUCUCUGUUGUCCACAACUCUGGGUGCAUUCCCAAUCAUUAAACGGAAGUCAUCCUUUUUUACGUGGGAUUUUGUACAAGCGACGUGGAAUUAUGUCUGACGGCGAAAGGGAGGAUUCUGCCCCUGCUGGAUCAUUAGAUCUUUACACUGCUCUUCAGGAAGUCCUGAAAACUUCUCUGAUCCAUGAUGGACUUGAGAGAGGUCUUAACCAAUGCUGCAAAGCAUUAGACAAGCGUCAGGCUCAUUUGUGCAUUUUGGCCAACAAUAUUGAUGAACCUGCAUACACCAGAUUGGUUGAAGCUCUUUGCACAGAACAUGGAAUUAACCUGCUUAAGGUUGAUGACAGCAAAAAACUUGGCGAAUGGGCUGGUCUUCGUAGAAUAGACAUGGAAGGCAAAGCCAGAAAAGUCAAUGGCUGUGGAUGUGUAGUGGUCAAGGAUUAUGGAAAAGAAUCCCAAGCCCUGGACAUUCUUAAUGAAUAUUUCCGUUCUAAGAAAUAA